Molecule: messenger RNA, 1285 nt
Organism: Tripterygium wilfordii
Lineage: Eukaryota; Viridiplantae; Streptophyta; Magnoliopsida; Celastrales; Celastraceae
Exons: 4
Coding region: 71-616 (181 amino acids)
Biological process (GO): NADH dehydrogenase complex (plastoquinone) assembly
Source: RefSeq, a predicted model, not a curated record
AGACGACUACUUCAUAACCACUCAUAUAUUAUCCCAUUUGUGUAGACAUUAAAGGCAAUUCUCAGUUGCCAUGGCAUUAUUCCUAUCUUCUAUUUCCACAGUUCCAUACACGAAACUCCAUGAUUCAACCUUGCUACACCAAAGCUUGAAGGCAAAUACUGGAGGCCCAAAGGUGUUCAUGAUUAAGUGUAGUGAAGCAAAAGAAUCAUCAGCAGAGCCAUCCAAGAAUAUUAAUGUGAAGCUUGAGAUAGGGUCUCCUAUUGUUGUCACCGAGGCUCCCAAGAUAAUCAAGACUGCAACUUCAGUACCAUGCCUGAGGGUUAAUUCCGGCCUUGUCAAGCCUGGUGAUGUGGGAAGGAUUGUGUCAAGGAAGCCCAAGGAUGUGUGGGCUGUUAGGCUUGCCAUUGGCACCUAUCUCAUAGAUGAUAUGAUUCAUAGACUGGAAGACGUGACCAAUACACAAUUUAUAACCACUACAUUCCGACCAGAGUUCGUGAAAGUUGCUGACAAGAUCUAUGGGGUGACACAUAAAAACAGGGAGAGCCUUGUCAAUGUCAUCUCUGAGGAAGAUGCGUUAGAUUUUCUCCAGCAUGACCAGUCUCACUGUGCUGAUUAAGAUAUGAGUCAUAGACCGGAAGACGUGACCAAUACACAAUUUAUAACCACUACAUUCCGACCAGAGUUUGUGAAAGUUGCUGACAAGAUCUAUGGGGUGACACAUGAAAACAGGGUGAGCCUUGUCAAUGUCAUCUCUGAGGAAGAUGCGUUAGAUUUUCUCCAGCAUGACCAGUCUCACUGUGCUGAUUAAGGUUAGGUCAUUAUUUCUGUUAUCAUAUUUUUACUAAUCGAGAGUAUAUCAUUACAAAUUAGCUUGGUGAGGGCAUGUCAAGUUCUAGAUUAGGGAUUAUUGCAAUACAUUAUACAUGCCUCAUUUGGCAUGGGCCGCAUGGCAGAUUGAAUUAAGGGGAUUCAAUUGGUAUAGAUUGACCAAGUAAUCCAGUGCUAGAUGUUCUAUCUGAAGGGUAAAAAAGAAGUGGAUGACUUGUUGGAUAACAUUCUCGUCUGAUUACAUGUUAGUCCCUUUCUUUUUGGUUUUUGGGAUAAACCUAGAGGUCACAUGUUCAAUUCUUGAAAACAGUCUCUCCGUAUAUUAUGUAUGGAUAAAGUCUGGGUACAUUCUGCCUAUAUCCGAUCCCACCCAUUGCAGAAGUCUUGUGAGUUGUUUACAUUGGAUAGAAUUGAAUAAGUUUAAUUUUUAUGAUAUCAGCUUUUCGUUUUUAAAUUA